GCCCUGCAGCCGCGGGAUUCAAACUCCCGGAAGCGGCAUCCGCGCCUAAUGGUGUGACUCGGCCGACGCGAGCGCCGCGCUUCGCUUCAGCUGCUAGCUGGCCCAAGGGAGGCGACCGCGGAGGGUGGCGAAGGGCGGCCAGGACCCGCAGCCCCGGGGCCGGGCCGGGCCGGGCCGGGCCGGACCGCCAGGGAGGGCAGGUCAGUGGGCAGAUCGCGUCCGCGGGAUUCAAUCUCUGCCCGCUCUGAUAACAGUCCUUUUCCCUGGCACUCACUUCGUGCCUGGCACCCGGCUGGGCGCCUCAAGACCGUUGUCUCUUCGAUCGCUCCUUUGGACUUGGCGACCAUUUCAAAGAUGUCUUCCAGAAGUACCAAAGAUUUAAUUAAAAGUAAGUGGGGAUCGAAGCCUAGUAACUCCAAAUCUGAAACUACAUUAGAAAAAUUAAAGGGAGAAAUUGCACACUUAAAGACAUCGGUGGAUGAAAUCACAAGUGGGAAAGGAAAGCUGACUGAUAAAGAGAGACACAGACUUUUGGAGAAAAUUCGAGUCCUCGAGGCUGAGAAGGAGAAGAAUGCUUAUCAACUCACAGAAAAGGACAAAGAGAUACAGCGACUCAGAGACCAACUGAAGGCCAGAUAUAGUACUACCACAUUGCUUGAACAGCUGGAAGAGACAAUCAAAGAAGGUGAAAGGAGGGAGCAGGUGUUGAAAGCCUUAUCUGAAGAGAAAGAUGUAUUGAAACAACAGUUGUCUGCUGCAACCUCACGAAUUGCUGAACUUGAAAGCAAAACCAAUACACUCCGUUUAUCACAGACUGUGGCUCCAAACUGCUUCAACUCAUCAAUAAAUAAUAUUCAUGAAAUGGAAAUACAGCUGAAAGAUGCUCUGGAGAAAAAUCAGCAGUGGCUCGUGUAUGAUCAACAGCGGGAAGUCUAUGUAAAAGGACUUUUAGCAAAGAUCUUUGAGUUGGAAAAGAAAACGGAAACAGCUGCUCAUUCACUCCCACAGCAGACAAAAAAGCCUGAAUCAGAAGGUUAUCUUCAAGAAGAGGAGCAGAAAUGUUACAACGAUCUCUUGGCAAGUGCAAAAAAAGAUCUUGAGGUUGAACGACAAACCAUAACUCAGCUGAGUUUUGAACUGAGUGAAUUUCGAAGAAAAUAUGAAGAAACCCAAAAAGAAGUUCACAAUUUAAAUCAGCUGUUGUAUUCACAAAGAAAGGCAGAUAUGCAACAUCUGGAAGAUGAUAGGCAUAAAACGGAGAAGAUACAAAGACUCAGGGAAGAGAAUGAUAUUGCUAGGGGAAAACUUGAAGAAGAGAAGAAGAGAUCCGAAGAGCUCUUAUCUCAGGUCCAGUUUCUUUACACAUCUCUGCUAAAGCAGCAAGAAGAACAAACAAGGGUAGCUCUGUUGGAACAACAGAUGCAGGCAUGUACUUUAGACUUUGAAAAUGAAAAACUCGACCGUCAACAUAUGCAGCAUCAAUUGCAUAUAAUUCUUAAGGAGCUCCGAAAAGCAAGAAAUCAAAUAACACAGUUGGAAUCCUUGAAACAGCUUCAUGAGUUUGCCAUCACAGAGCCAUUAGUCACUUUCCAAGGAGAAACUGAAAACAGAGAAAAAGUUGCCGCCUCACCAAAAAGUCCCACUGCUGCACUCAAUGAAAGCCUGGUGGAAUGUCCCAAGUGCAAUAUACAGUAUCCAGCCACUGAACAUCGCGAUCUGCUUGUCCAUGUGGAAUACUGUUCAAAGUAGCAAAAUAAGUAUUUGUUUUGAUAUUAAAAGAUUCAAUACUGUAUUUCCUGUUAGCUUGUGGGCAUUUUGAAUUAUAUAUUUCACAUUUUGCAUAAAACUGCCUAUCUACCUUUGACCCUCUGGCUUGCUAGUGAAUCAUGUAUCUUUUAGGCUGCUGUGCAUUUCUCUUGGCAGUGAUACCUCCCUGACAUGGUUCAUCAUCAGGCUGCAAUGACAGAAUGUGGUGAGCAGCGUCUACUGAGACUACUAACACUUUGCACUGUUAAAAUACUUGGUGAGGAAAAGAUAGCUCAGGUUAUUGCUAAUGGGUUAAUGCACCAGCAAGCAAAAUAUUUUAUGUUUUGUGGGUUUUGAAAAAUCAAAGAUAAUUAACCAAGGAUCUUAACUGUGUUUGCAUUUUUUAUCCAAGUACUUAGAAAACCUACAAUCCUAAUUUUGAUGUCCAUUGUUAAGAGGUGGUGAUAGAUACUAUUUUUUUUUCAUAUUGUAGAGCAGUUAUUAGAAAAGUUGGGGAUUUUCUUGAUCUUUAUUGCUGCUUACCAUUGAAACUAAACCCAGCUGUGUUCCCCAACUCUGUUCUGCGCACAAACAGGAUCUCUUUGAGGUGUAAUCUUAAGUGGCCACACACAAUGUUUUCUCUUAUAUUAUCUGGCACUAACUGUAACUUGAAUUACAUUAGCACAUGCUGGUUAGCUAAAAUUGUUAAAAUAAAUUUUAAUAAACCCAUCUAGCCCUCUCAUUUGAUUUACAGUAUUUUAUUUAUUUUUGGCAUUCUUAAAGCUGGGCAAUGUAAUUAUCAGAUCUUUGUUUGUCUGAACAGAUAUUUUUACACAUGCUUUUUGUAAACCAAAAACUUUUAAAUUUCUUCAGGUUUUCUAACAUGCUUACCACUGGGCUACUGUAAAUGAGAAAAGAAUAAAAUUAUUUAAUGUUUUAAUAUGUCUAGUAUAUUCAUAUAUAUAUAGAUAUUCUAAGAUUCUUUCUCUUUUAAAAAAACAAAUGUAUUGGACAUAAUCAAAAUUCAAAAUUUUCACAAUAAAAAAUUUAAGACUUAUAAUUCAAAGCACAUUAUCAAAAAAGUGAAAAUACAACCAAUAGAAAGAGAAAAAAUAUUUUCAAACCAGGUAUCUGAUAAGGGUCUAGUAUCCAGAAUAUAUAAAGCACCAUUACAACUCAAUAAAUAGAUAUUCUAAGAUUCUUACCCCCAAGGACUUAUCAGGGGUUACAGAUUAACACUCAGUGUAAGAUGAUAAGGCAGUUAAGGAUACAUCAGAACCGAAAACUAUGUGAAGGAGUUAGAAGGAGUAGAUGCUUUCAGACAUCUUUCUUAAAUAAAUAACAACUCUUUAUCAAUAAAUAUGAAUUUGAGUUAUUUGUUACAGAGGCAAAACAAUAAGCAUGCCAAAUUAUAUAGGGUUUUUUUUUCUAACCAUAGAAAUUAUACAGAUCUGUUUAUGGAAAUAAAAUUUUGCCAUUACUGUUAAUCCCAGGCUCACAAGAUCUUCAACUACAGUUGAACAAAAGAUAUGGAAAUAUUCAGCCGCAUAGUUGUUAUUCUGACCCACAAUGUUAUAGCAAAGACCAUAGUAUUAAAUCAUAAAUAUAUGCCAUAAGGAAGUUUCUCCCCUUACAACUUUAAAGCAAGCCAGUAUUACCUCUAGUUUAUAGAUGUGCAACAUGUCUUGGUCAUCCAGUGAGCAGCGGAGUCAAGCAGAACCCAGGCCUUUGGUCCGUGCCUGUAUGGAACAAGAGAUGCGGUCUCAUGGGAUAACUGGCCAGGACAUAAACCAUAACAGAAGCGCCAGCCUGACGACCUCUGAAGUUUGAUUCCUGGAGCCACAGGGUGAUCUGGAGUUUGUUUCAAGACUCUUGUUGUACUUUCUGUGUUUCACUGGAGGGCUGUACUUAGCUUUCCCUGCUCACUUUAGCCACCUACAUCUGGGCACCAAUAUCAAAAAAUACUUUGGAAAAAUUGGGCAGGCCUCUUGUGGAGCUCUGCUACUGUAGAGGGGGAAUUUAUAUAUUUCCGAAUAGUAGAUGAUUUAGAGCAGGAAGGAUUCUACUUUCCCAGAUCAUGUUACCAAAGCAAGGGUCAAUAAAAGACAUCUCCAAGACCUGAAAAUCUUCAAGGUUCUCAUAAUUAAAGACUUUUUUUCCCCCUUCACUGUCCACCUUUUUUCUUGGCAGAUAACCACUUACCCUUAGGGCAUGUUUUGUUCUGUGGGACUAUAAACUACCAGAAACCAUGCUAGAUACUUUAUCUACUUAUACUCAUUAGCUCUUCCCUGCAAAUCUGUGAAGUAAAGUGCUAGCACCAGCACCAUUUUUCAGAUGAGAAAACUAAGGCUUGCAGAGAGUGAACAAUUUGCCCAAGGUCACCACUGAUAAGUAGUAAAGAAAGGAUAUAAACUCAGCUCAGUGUGUUCAUCUCUCUCCAUUGUACAGUUACAUUCCCAACCAACAUGCUGGGGCUGCCGUGCCAGGAUUACUCCACUCUGUUGCUUUUUAUUAAAAAAUUAUGUUACAUAUUUUAUUAAACAAUUAUUUUACAUAAAAUAAAAUGUACAGAUCAAUGAGUUUUGACAGAUUAUAUAUAUAUCAUUGUAAUCAUCAGCCAAAUAAAGUUA
Messenger RNA from Pongo pygmaeus (Bornean orangutan), 4376 nucleotides. RefSeq names its product centrosomal protein 55 (gene CEP55). NCBI's taxonomy places the organism in Eukaryota, Metazoa, Chordata, Mammalia, Primates, Hominidae. The transcript has 9 exons. The record is from RefSeq and is a predicted model, not a curated record. The coding region runs from base 355 to 1749 and encodes 464 amino acids. Gene Ontology annotation, biological process: mitotic cytokinesis; regulation of phosphatidylinositol 3-kinase/protein kinase B signal transduction; establishment of protein localization. Gene Ontology annotation, cellular component: midbody.